Messenger RNA from Stegostoma tigrinum, 4573 nucleotides. It is a transcript of the gene stk33, whose product is annotated as serine/threonine kinase 33. Bases 1185 to 2612 code for a protein of 475 amino acids. The record is from RefSeq and is a predicted model, not a curated record. NCBI's taxonomy places the organism in Eukaryota, Metazoa, Chordata, Chondrichthyes, Orectolobiformes, Stegostomatidae. Gene Ontology annotation, cellular component: nucleus; cytoplasm. Gene Ontology annotation, biological process: mitotic DNA damage checkpoint signaling; protein phosphorylation. Gene Ontology annotation, molecular function: protein serine/threonine kinase activity; ATP binding. The transcript is spliced from 15 exons.
UCGUAUUUUCCAGUGCAGCCUUAAAUGUGUACUGUAACAGUCUAAUCUAAUCAAAAGAGAGAACUAUGGUACGGUUAAAGGUGCAUUUUAGAAGGUAUUUCAGGAAACGGGAGUUAUUAAGUACUAUCGAGAAUGUUUGUCAGAGGAGACAAGUUUGACAGAACAACUGAUUCCUCCCGGUGAAACAACUCAGGGACAAGGAGAAAUCUGGUGUCAGCGGAACGCCAAGUAUAGACAAAAAGUCACGGCUGGAUGACAUCAUCGCAAUAGAAUGAAGUGAAAUCGUGACAAGAUUUGAAAUGAGGAUUUGAGUGGAUUUGCGAAAGUCUCCUAUUUGAAUUUCUGCUUAAAAAAAGAUGUUUGUUUUUUUUUGGGAGGAUGUCACCUGUAUAUAAAAGUCUAGCACUUGUAUGCCUAGCAAAAAGGUUGCCAUGAACUGGUUAUUUUUUUUAUUCUUGAUCAUUAAACUAAAAGAACAUGGACUUCAAUGCAUCCUUGUUGUUUCCAAGCACCCUCCUUUUAGGAGAUCAAAAGCAAAUUGUACAAAUUAGCCCAACCAAAACCUGAACAAGCAAGUUAUCUUUUAUGCGAGGGAGAGUCACCGAACCCGAAAAGUUAACUCUGAGUUUUCUUCACUGGAUGGUGCCAGACCUGCUGAGAUUUUCAAGCAACUUCUGCUUUUGUAUCUUUUUUGUGACUUUGUUUACUGUGGCGAUUAAUGGAGUAACGACUUAAAUGCCAAGUUGAGAGUUUACAAAGAGCUGUACUGUAGUGUAUCUUGAGUUACCAGUCUCUCUAGUUGACCGCAUUUUUGGUGCUACGUUUUCUAAGAGAUUGCGAUCAAUUUGCGAAGAGAACUGAACUAUACAGAACUCAAUAUCCGUGAUGUAUAUGGGUAAUUCUAUACUAUCAUUUAAAAUAAGGCAUCCUUCCUAUUUAGAAAAUGAACAGAGAUGAAGAAGGAAUCUAUUCAAAGGGUGAUUUUGCUUAAGUGUUUUGUAUUUAACCUUGGAACAAUCAAGAUAGUUGAGGGGAAAUUCAGCUGCACCGAUCUAAUGAUCUCACACGAUGACACAGAAGUUGCAAUAACAUGGCUGGGAGAUUAACUGUUGGACAUACCUCAUACUAAAACAGUGUUAGAAGACUGAAGUUUGGAAGGUGAAAUUGCUCAGUAUUUCUGUAAAAUGCCUUCACAGCGUGCCACUGUCAGUAAUGCUGAAUACAAGGUGGUACCUCACACAAGGGUUGAUGAUGAAUUUGCUAUUCGGCAAAUCUAUAACUUUGGCCAAAAAUUGGGACAAGGCAGCUAUGGGGUGGUGAUUGAGGCUACGCAUAAUGGGACUGGCAAGAAGUGGGCAAUCAAAAAGGUCAAUCGGGAAAAGGCCGGGAGUUCGGGAGUGAAGCUGCUGGAGCGAGAAGUCAGUAUUUUAAAGCAGGUGGAUCAUGAACAUAUCAUUCAUCUGGAAGAGGUGUUUGAAACACCCAAACGGGUAUACUUGGUGACAGAGGUCUGUGAGGGUGGAGAACUAAGUACAAUCCUUCAUAGAAAAAAACGCUUAAGUGAGAAAGAGACGAGACAUGUGAUUCAAAGCCUAGCAAGUGCGAUUGCUUACCUACAUAAAAAUGAUAUUGUUCAUCGGGAUCUAAAACUGGAAAACAUCUUGGUUAAAAACAAUGAAAGUGACAGUGAAAUUGACAUGAAACUGAACAUCAAGGUAACAGAUUUUGGACUUUCUGUACAGAAAGGGGGUGUUGGUAGUGACAAAAUGUUACAGGCAACCUGUGGAACACCCUUGUAUAUGGCUCCAGAAGUUCUCAGUGCCCAUCAGUAUACCCAACAGUGUGACACGUGGAGCAUUGGUGUCAUUAUGUAUACAUUGCUUUCGGGAGAUCCACCAUUUGUGGCCAACUCAGAAGAAAAACUUGCUGAAGUGGUAAACAAAGGAGAACUGCACUUUGAUGAUUCAGUCUUGCAGGAAAUUAGUGAUGGUGCCAAGGAUGUGUUGUCUCGUCUUUUAAAAGUGGAUCCUGCCCAUAGAAUCACAGCCAAUGAGCUUCUUGACAACCCAUGGGUCACGGGUGAUACUACAGCCAUACAAAGACCACCAAAUGUGCUUGAAAUGAUGAAACAGUGGAGAGAUGACCUGGAUGGAGAUGAAGAAGAAUCAAGUAAAAGUUCUGUAUCAAGUGGUAUUUUUCACAACAUGGAAACUAGCCAGGAUGGUGGGGAGAGUUCUCCCAGCAGCAAUGGCACAUCAAAUAGUUCCAGAGAAAUUGACGUUGAUAUUAACCAUCCUCGCUCUCCAUCUAAACAGAGCACGAAGAAGAAUACCAUUACAAGUUUUUCUGUUGAUGGAUCAUUUCCUGUGAGGAAAACCAACAAAUUCAGCAGCAAUCCUCCUGGGAGCAGCAAGUCUUCUAAAAAACUAAACGUGACGCGAACACCAUUCCACGAUAAACGAACAUGGUCACCCACACAUUUGAUCCCAUCAAUCAGAUCAAGUUCUGUCUCUGGUAAACCAGAGCUACACAGAUCCAUAACUCCAACCGGUGAUGCCUGUGGAUAUAAAUGCACAACUAAGUCUGGUCCGAAAACCAAGAAAAGCACAUAGAAUAAGGAACAUUGAAACCACUAAACUUCCAAAUGAUGCCAAACGCGAACGCUUCAAAAAGGAUCCCUGGAUUUCAAUGUUAAAAGAUUACUUUGGCUCUGUGUCUUUGCUGCUGAUCAUUAUGUGUGCAUAAAGGCUUUUCCUAAAUCUUUGACCUUUCACUUGGUAUUAUAUAAAAUCCAAAAGGAAAGAAUGUAACAAGAAAACUGUUCACCAGUUAGCUUUCUUCAAGUAUUUAUUAAUACAGUGCUGAUGGAAGACUCAUAAUUUAUCUUGCUUAGAAUUACCAGUACUGUUAAAAAUCAGAAUUGAUAUAUUUAAGGUAUCUGAGUUUGUCAUGGAAGAAUUUGUUGCAUUUGCACAUUGAAUCUAAUGUCAUUGCUUAUUUAUUUAGUUGCUACUUGGAGGCUGCAGUAAGCCUAAAAGAGCCAAUCAAUGAGUUGUCCACAGUGAGAAUUAGAACAUCUCUAUACAAUUAAUGGACCAGGCAUGAAGCAAUUUGUCCAUUUUCACCCUUACAUAGCAGCCCAUACAGUCACUAUAGCAUUGUCUCUUUUAACAUACAAAUCGAGUGAUUGCAGUGUUAUUUUCACAAGUUGUAAAUUUAGCAAUUUUAUACUGAGUUCUGCAAAGGGAGGUAAGAAACAUGUAAAAUAUGUUAGAUAUAUAUGACCACUUAUUUACACAAGAAGUAUUACUGUAAAAAUGUACUUUACAUGGCUAACUUCAAUGAGCUUGAAUCUGGUUAUAGCUGAGCUGUGCAUAAAACAUUUUCUGUUGUUCUGUUAAAAUAUAUUGAGUUGGCCUAAGAUGUACUGUCACAUGACAUCAUGUACCAGGAAUCCUGGGGCAUGUUAACUUGUGCAUGUUUCAUCUAAAUAACUAGGAAGAUAAUGGUAUCAGUUCUUGACUUAAGUUUUCUUUAGUACAUACAAGGCUUUUAAAAGCAGAUGUUUUCUUUUGAGUUGGAAAAUAAAUAUUACCACCUUUGAAUGAAAACAUGCAGAGAUGUGAUUUUUUUAAUCUCUCAGUAAUUUUGCUGUAAUUUUACAUGAGCUGGUUUGAUAUCUCAGCUUUCUUUUCUAAAGUAUUCCCUUGAGAACCAGUUUUAAAGCUUCCAGAAAGUGUUCUACCAGUUGUAAAUGAUACACAAACAAGUCCAUAGCACAAUAUUGACAUUAUUACUAAAAUUUUGACACAUCCCUGCCUUGAGGUUUCAGAAGCUCAGAUGUGGCAUAAACAUGUUAGCUUUAAAGUUAAAUUGUCUUUACAUAACCUACAUUCUGUACUUAAUGUUCACGUUACUUGUGUUGCUGCCAUCCUUCUGGCUCCAUUUCUGAUCAUGUUUCUAAUGUGAUUUCAUCGUGCCAUUUCACUUAUUCAGAUCUUAGUUGGCUGAGUUGCCAUUACAAACAGGGCUGAACACAAUUACCCAAAUAAGUGUGCUGUAAAAUAUUUCAAUUAUUCUAAUUUAAAUGGUGGAUGACAUUUGAGCUUGAGCAUUUUGCCAAACAUAAACAGGUGAUUGAGUGAAGUAUACCAAUGAAACUUUGUCACGUGGAAGUAAAUUUGUGUGAUUCAAGUGGGGCUUUGGGCAUCCAGAACAAAUGAGAGAGUUAUCAAAAUUGUCGUCACUACAUCAUAUAGAUUAGUAAUUUAGACAUACGCAUAGGCAUGACUUCUUGGAAAUAGUUGGAAAAUAAUAUGUUGUGAACUAAAUAAGUUACAUGUUACUACUGUGAUUUCAAACUUCUAGUUUCGUAAAACAAUGCUCAUUCUUAUUUUGGAAUAAGUUACCAAUAUGUGAAGUUUCAAUUCCAAGUGUAAAUAUUCUGAUUUAAAUAACAUUGCUAUUAUCUGAUACUGUAUUGCAUCUUUUGUAAAGGUUCGUCUACAAGUUUUCACUUACAUGUUAACCUUAUUAAGAGCUAACAUCCACAAUGAAUUUAGCGAACCUAUUU